Hypomesus transpacificus is the source of this 866-nucleotide messenger RNA. RefSeq names its product EYA transcriptional coactivator and phosphatase 1 (gene eya1). NCBI's taxonomy places the organism in Eukaryota, Metazoa, Chordata, Actinopteri, Osmeriformes, Osmeridae. The transcript is spliced from 7 exons. Gene Ontology annotation, cellular component: nucleus. Gene Ontology annotation, molecular function: protein tyrosine phosphatase activity. Bases 33 to 866 code for a protein of 277 amino acids. Gene Ontology annotation, biological process: cell differentiation; anatomical structure development; positive regulation of DNA repair. The record is from RefSeq and is a predicted model, not a curated record.
CUGGGGGAUCGAGAGGACAGACAGGCCGCUGGAUGGAUCAGCUAUUUCAUUGUCCUAGGAUCCCUGAUACAAUCUGGUCUAUGGAAAUGCAGGAUCUAGCAAGUCCUCACAGCCGAGUAAGUGGAAGCAGCGAAUCUCCUAAUGGUCCCAACCUCGACAACUCGCAUAUCAAUAACAAUUCCAUGACACCCAAUGGCACUGAAGGUGAUAACAUCACAAUGCUUACCACAGCAGACUGGUUGUUAAGUUCUAGCUCACAGUCCGCUACAGUUAAAACAGAGCCAAUGAGCGGCACCGAAAUCGCCACCUCGGUAGCAGACGUCACUCUAGACAGCUUCUCAGGAUCAGCUAUUGGAACCAGUGGCUUCAGCCCAAGACAAACUCACCAGUUCUCUCCACAGAUUUACCCUUCCAACAGACCAUAUCCACAUAUUCUUCCUACCCCUUCAUCCCAAAAUAUGGCUUCGUAUGGGCAGUCUCAGUACACCACAGGAAUGCAGCAGGCUACAGCUUAUGCUAGCUACCCCCAACCUGGUCAGCCCUACGGCAUUCCAGCCUAUGGCAUAAAGACGGAAGGGGGGCUGAGCCAGUCCCAGUCCCCAGGACAGACUGGCUUCCUCAGCUACAGCUCUGGGUUCACCACACCCCAGACUGGCCAGGCUCCCUACAGCUACCAGAUGCAAGGUGAGCACAUUCUGCCUUGUCUGUUCUACGUGUCGCCCUGCAACCCACCGCGCCUCCAAGCCCCCGACUCUUAUCGCGCCAUCUUCUCUCCUCCUUUCCACACGUCUUUGCAGCUUCCACCUCUGUCCUCUUUUCGUCCAUCAGUUUUUUCUGUCUUCCUUACUUUCGAAUGUGUUCAUUAA